CUAUUACGCGUGUUGCCGUUUUCGAAACAGAUUUUAGUGAAAGAAUUUUUUCAAUCUACUAUGGCUUGUGGUGGUUUUGCCUGCUCGAAAUAUUCUCUAGCUAUCUUAAAUGUAUUGUAUCUGAUUGUUGCCAUUGUCCUAAUUUCCUUAGCGGGAUAUGCUAAAGCAGUUGCGAUUGUCUCUAGUGUACCGAUUGUUGGCGUUCAGUAUAUGCUUAUUUUAUUUCUAUUGUUUCUCAUCCAAUUCGCUAUUGCUUGCGCCUGUUUGGCUUCGAAUACCUCGCAACAACAAACCAUGUUCGAGAUGGGAUGGAGAAAGUCAAGCAACGAUACCAGAAAUGACGUUCAACGUAACUUUCAAUGCUGUGGCUUUAAAGAUCAGACAAAACUUAUCAACGAUCCGCUAGGUUAUCCUAGUUGCGGAGGACUAGAUUGUUGUAAAGAUUCUAACGACGCUUGCUGCAUAAAGGAUGCAGAAACUAAUAGUACCUUGAGAGAAAAGGGUACAUGUCCGUGCAAACAGACUUGCUUGAAUGUUGUGGGACCCGUAAUGAGCAAAUGGGUAAAAAUUUCAGGUGGAGUUGGAUUGUUCUUUAGUUUCACAGAGAUUAUAGGAGUUUGGCUAGCCGUUCGAUUUCGAAAUCAGAAGGAUCCGCGAGCGAAUCCAUCUGCAUUUUUAUAG
Molecule: messenger RNA, 681 nt
Organism: Dimorphilus gyrociliatus
Lineage: Eukaryota; Metazoa; Annelida; Polychaeta; Dinophilidae
Source: the annotation of a GenBank genome assembly